AGCCGAGCCGAGCCGAGCCGCGAGGUGCCUGGGAAAGGCAGGCAGAGCCUGCCGGUGGCUCCGCACCCAUCGUGCUGCGUUUCCCGGAUCGCUGUCUCCCUGCCUUUGCCCAGGCGCCCGCAAAACUUUUAUUGUCUCGGGCUCCCCCGGGGUGUGUGACGAAAUCGCAGCGCUCCGCUGUCGCCACGCUCGCCGGCACCGGCGAUCGAGGGGACGUGCAACCCUCGCCCGCCGCCGGGCUCUUGCGCCCUGCGCUUCCUCACCUGCAGAUUGCUCCCGGGAAUCGCGAGGGGGACCCCCAAAAGGACCGCGCGGGCGUCGGCUCCCCGAAAUCCUGUUCACCGUUGCGGACCGGCUCGGCGCAACUUUAACUUGAUUCCCGUCGCCCACCCAGGGCACCCGCGGCGGCCGCCGCCGCCGCCGCCGUCGCUGCGGUCUCACAAAGAGCGCGGGGAAGGAAGGCGGCGCGGGCGGCGGGCACGGGCCUCGGGGCUGCCUAGACAAAAGGGAAACUGCCAUCGCUCUGGGCGCCUGUUCCGACCCGUCGUGGGUUCAUCCUCCCGGCCCGGGCUGCCUCUUCGCCUCGGUCCCUGCGGGCUUUGCCCGCAGAGCUCGGACUCCGCGAGCUGCGGGGCGCGCGUCGCUGCUGCUGGUUGGGGCUCUAGGGAUAAUAAAUGAUAGAGGAUACAAUGACUUUGCUGUCUCUGCUGGGUCGCAUCAUGCGCUACUUCUUGCUGAGACCCGAGACGCUUUUUCUGCUGUGCAUCAGCUUGGCUCUGUGGAGCUACUUCUUCCACACCGACGAAGUGAAGACCAUCGUCAAGUCCAGCCGGGACGCGGUGAAGAUGGUGAAGGGCAAGGUGGCCGAGAUUAUGCAGAACGAUCGCCUUGGAGGACUUGAUGUGCUGGAGGCCGAGUUUUCCAAGACCUGGGAGUUCAAGAGCCAUAAUGUGGCGGUGUACUCCAUCCAGGGCCGGAGAGACCAUAUGGAAGAUCGCUUCGAAGUUCUCACCGAUUUGGCCAACAAGACGCACCCGUCCAUCUUCGGGAUCUUCGAUGGGCACGGCGGCGAGACUGCAGCCGAAUACGUAAAAUCUCGGCUCCCAGAGGCGCUGAAGCAGCAUCUUCAGGAUUAUGAGAAAGACAAAGAAAACAGUGUUCUGUCUUACCAGAGCAUUCUGGAGCAGCAGAUCCUGUCCAUAGACCGAGAAAUGCUGGAAAAGUUGACGGUAUCCUAUGACGAAGCAGGCACAACGUGUUUGAUUGCUCUACUGUCGGAUAAAGACCUCACCGUGGCCAAUGUUGGUGAUUCUCGAGGAGUCUUGUGCGACAAGGACGGGAACGCCAUUCCCUUGUCACAUGACCACAAGCCUUACCAGCUGAAGGAGAGGAAGAGGAUAAAGAGAGCUGGUGGAUUCAUCAGUUUCAAUGGCUCCUGGAGGGUCCAGGGAAUCCUAGCCAUGUCUCGAUCCCUGGGAGAUUAUCCACUGAAAAAUCUCAACGUGGUCAUCCCAGACCCAGAUAUCCUGACCUUCGACCUGGACAAGCUGCAGCCCGAGUUCAUGAUCUUGGCAUCAGACGGUCUGUGGGAUGCUUUCAGCAAUGAGGAGGCAGUCCGAUUCAUCAAGGAGCGCUUGGAUGAACCGCACUUCGGAGCCAAGAGCAUCGUCCUGCAGUCCUUCUACAGAGGCUGCCCCGACAACAUCACAGUCAUGGUGGUGAAGUUCAGGAAUAGUAGCAAAACGGAAGAGCAGUGAGCCCCACAGGCUCUCAGCUGCCCUAGACCAGAGGACUCUCGACACACUGUUCUCUUAAUAUAGGAAAAGGUGUGGGAUUUAUAAUUAGGAUCAUGUGUCCCAACAAAGAGCCCCUUCCCUGGCGACCUUGAAUCCCUACCAGGUGGUGAGCAGGGAGUUCCCUGGCUGACACUGUGGAGGGGCUGGAAAGAGUCUGUGUCCCCCCAGCCCUUCUCACCAGUGUUUGAAAUGCAUCUAUAGGUAGCCAUCGAUCCCCAGAUAUGAGGCAAAAGAAGACAGGCCAUGUAUUCCCCUUAACGUGCUUUUCAUGAUCUUUUCUCUGGUCCUUCAGCUUCCUUGGUGUCCUCUCGGCACCCAUGGGCAGGGCAGGCCUGUAGCUGCAGGCCCCAUGCCAGGGCAUCUCCUGACGAUGUGGUGGUGGUACCCUCUGCCUAGCAGAAACACUUUCCCCUUCUGAGCUUGUGAUUUCAGUACUCCAGCAGCCUGUGGAGGAGACUCACAACACUUUAUUAUUUGUUGCCUGCUCUUGGAGACUGAGGGAUGCAGAGAGGAUGGGGAGCUGGUGGCAGCUUCCUGCACCCCAGACAGCACCCCUUCCCCUCCUUUUCCUCAUUAGUGCCAGGAUGCAGUUAACCAGCCUGUGCCUCGCCCAUGGAGCACAGCGUUCCCAUUUGCCCACACCUCAGAGCGCAUCAAGGGCAGCCGCUGACUUCACCAAGAACCCACAGAAAGGAAUGAAACAGGGUGACGAGCACAUGACAGCGCAGGGUGACUGUCCAUCCCCAGUGAGGAAUAAGGCUGAGUUGAGUCUCAGUGCCCUGUGGAGAUGCACUGUCCACAUUGGAGAGGCAGGCAUGAGCCCUGGGAAUCUCCACUCCACCCUCACCAGCUUCUGCUUUUCUGCACAGCCUUCCCGAGCCCGUCCCGGUGGCUUUCAGAUCUUUCCAACAGUGUUGGGAGAAACAGCAGCCUAGAAUCGCCCAAGUGCUGUUCCCAGCCACCCCAAAUUGGUAUUUGGCUGCAAACCACUGAGACAUGCUUUUGGGCAAGAGAAAGGCCUUUCAUCUUUGGCUGCAAAUCUCUGUCCAUACCCAGUAGCGUUCCCCAGGCAAACACCAACGGACUGCGAUAGCCUGGAGGGAAAAUAGCAGACUGGCUUCUGGGGGCCCUGUGUGCGCUGACAGCAGAGCUGGCUGGGAAGGCAAGCAAGACGGUUAUCUGGGGGCCUGGAUUGCUGCUCUGCCCUUCCUAACACCAAAGCUGUGGGGGUUUCCCCGGUCUCUGCUUUAUAAGUUGAUUGACAGAACACAGUAGGCUGUUCUUGACCGAACCAGCCCCAAACAACCACGAUUUUCACUGUAGACCCACGCCCGGAGCCCACCUGGUUUUCUUUCUCAGGGUGGGUGUUGUCAGCAUGGCCUCUCAAGGCCCACCCAUUAGCCAUCCCUGCCCCGCUGCCCAGCCCUCUGUCCAAAGCCCAGAGGACGAAAGGGUACCUUGGACUCCGGGGACUGCAGACUGUCUCGACUCCUCCAGGAACUUGCUUUUCUUUGACUGCAUUGAGAAUUAAUAAUGGUUUCCCAGGGAACUUGCUUACUUUUGUAUCCUGUGUUUUCAACAUUGGAAUUGGGGUCUUAGUUACUGCUUUUCAGAAUGUUUUAGUGCAAAAUGCAUUCUCUCGUGUUACAUGAGUGCACUGGCCUGUGGCGACACAGACACAUGGAUGUAUAUUCUGGGUCAAGUGGGAAGAGAGGAAACAGAUGUGGGUUCAGUGACGGAGACACGCUUCUUGAUUUGGGAUGCUCUAGAGUCCCCACAGCGCUUCUUCUGAAGCUCCAGAUUUGACGGUCCAUUGCACAACUUCUUCUUUUGAUUUUGUAUUUGCUUAACACGAAAGUGUAUAAAACAAGAGGAAAAAAUAAUUUGAGAAACAUUUAUUGUAAAGAAAAAAUGAAAUAAUGUUUUGGUGAAGAAGAAAAAAAAAGGAAGCUACCAAAGUAGCCCACUGGUAUUCCUUGAGCACGCAGGCGGUGCUGCCUGCACUAGUUACAAUACCUUCUACUUGAGGCUAUGGGCAGCUUGUGAAUUUCACUCUGAAGACGUAACUUACUUCUAACUGCAACCAAAUAGAGUAUAUAUAUGAUAUAUAUGUGUAUAUAUAUAUAUCAUAUAUAUAAAUAUAAAUUUCAUAUUCCUUUCUUGCCUCUUCCCCUCCCCCAUGGCUUGUAGACUUUUUUAAAGAUAGAUAUGCUAAGCAGGAUAGUAGCGGUUUGAUGAAUAGUUACAUAUAAACCAGAGUACCCUUGCCCUUCCCUGGUCCUCCUAGAAUGCUCCCUUCUGACCUGUGUCCAGCUGUGGGGAGUCUGCAGUUGGUUAUGGCUGGGCACACUGGCCACCCCCGUCCUCCAGCAGAUCUGUCAGGGUGGCUCUAGCUGCAGGAGAAAUGGAUCUGAGGGAGAACUUGUGAGGCUUCCAUCAACAGCACUGCCAAAGCUUGGGGAUCAUCCCCCAAGGCUGCCCGGACUCCCUGCCCAGCCUGAGUUCGAAUUGCCAAUCGUCCCCACGGUGCCAAAUCUCGGGAGGGUUUUACAGUGUUUCAGAAAUACAGCUGAUGCCAGUCCCAGGCCCCGCUAACCACUCCGCUGCUGCUUUCCUGGCAAUUUGUGCUCUUCAGGUGGGGGAGGGGGAGGGAGGGAGGGCAAGGAAAGGGUUUUUAACAAUUCACUGCAUUUGCAGUUACCUAAACAUAUAAAUAAACUAUACUAACCUAGAACAACUCAAAGCUCGUCCCCAGGAUCUGUAUUUUUUUAUAAUGUGACCAACUUGCCCCAGCCAAUCUGGAUCACUGACGUACCACGUGACUGUAUGUGCUCACUCCCAGUGGCCACUGUUAACUUCUGUUCCUUGCUGUGACCCAGAGGGACUGGCCUCUUGAAUCUGUUAUGUGUCAAGAACAUUGCCAAGAGGAGGUUCCAGCAUAGAGCUUCUGCAGGCUAGAUAUCUCAGGCAUGCUUUGUGGCACACAAGUGUAGCGAUUUGGACAUUCCGCGCGGGGGGGGGGGGCUGGUGUUGCUGCUCUGACCCUCUCUGAAGUGGCUCCAGGGAACCAGCUCCACUGUUGCCUAGAGUGUCUGGAAAUGCACGAAGACUCACCAAAGGUGUGACCUCUCUUUCCUUUGCCAGGUGCACUUUAUCUCUCCUGUGUUUUUGUUGUUUCUCUUCUUCAUCAUCUUCUUGACUUCAGAAAUGCUUUUCCCUCCUUUGGCCCACUGUUACAUAAUCUUCCCAGAGUCGACACACAGAACUGCCUGGGUCUGUCACAGCAGCAUCCCUGUUUAGCUUUGGAAAAGAUGCCAGUCCCAUGCACCCCCCCUCCCCCCGUGGAGGCUGUAAAGUGUAAAAUGUGAGCUGCUUCUGACUAAAUCACACACACACACAUGCGCGCACGCGCGCACCCCUGUCAAGUCUGGCAGCUUAUAAGCCUUGGCCAUAUUUCCCUAGCCAUUAUCCUCUGCCUGGUCAAUUUGCUUCGGAAGCUGUGGCAGGUAACCCCAAAACAAUGGGUGAAACAGGGUAAAUCUGGGGUAAAGUCACUAACUUAAAAUUGCAUCCAACAUUUUGGGGGAUAUACCACCUAUACAAUAUAAAAUAGUAAAAACUAAAACUAAAAAUAGCAUCCCUUAGGCUAGGUUGCAGAUUGCAAAAGGGCAAGGGCCAGUUGGUAUAGUGAGGUCCAUAGGUAUGUUUCGAAAUGUUCCCUAAUACAGAAGCUUUGGGAGAUUCUUAGUAACACUGGGGCUUUGUCCAUCAUCUGUUUGAUUUACCACUGCUAAGCUACAUAUGUUAAGCCAGGUGUUGUAAUCAUUUCAUACGUCUGGUAAUAACUAUACGGUAGAAUCUGAGUUAAUGUCAGUGAGAAGAGCAUGUGCUAUUCAUUUUGGCAAGUCAUCAGGGGCAUUUCUGCUGUUCAGAAUUACACCAGGAAACCAGCAUGAAGCAGAGCAACAGACCACAUUUAGGGCUAUAUUCCCAUUUGUUCCUGAAGUCUUAAUAUUGUUUAACCAUAAAAUCCUUACACAUUUGCUACACUGAAAUGAAUUUUGAAAGCCUCCAAAGACCGGCAUCCAGCACAAGCAGAAUACUUAAUGGUUCUGGUAGCAGCUUGGGGCUAGCAGGUUUUGAGGAGGGGCAGGAAAAUCGGCUGUUUCCUCUCUGUGUCUCAGCCCACGAGGAACUUCAUCAGUCACACGUUCUCACAACACUACAGACAAUCCAGAUGUUGAAUGAGAGAGCAUGCAUCCUUCUGACAAUUUAUUUAGCUCAUUCGUAAUUUAAAGUGUGUUUAUGAAGAAGCAAAGGCAGAAGCCGUGGUCCAGGGAUGGAGCGGCGGGGCCUGAGUUCAGGGAAACUGAACAAGGCUCAUCUCAGCUGUGGCUCUGCAGGUGCCUUUGGAUAGUGACUUUGGCUCCUGUACAAAAAGCAUGGUGGAGGCAGGGGGGUGCUAUUCUUGAAGACAUUAACUCAUACUUUUAAAAAGAAGCCUGGAUUUUCAACAGUGAAGGUGUGAACAGAGCCCCUGCUCCCUAUUGUCCCAGUGAUCUGGUAGACAUCUCUCACCCAGCACGGCCCUAAGCAUGCCACUGUCUUCUAUUCCUGUCCAAACCCUGGAUGUGGUUUUUCUUAGAACUUUCUCAUUUUCAGAGUAAUGUCCCUUUUUAUACUAACAGAGAUGGAAUAGCUUGAACAUGUGGUAAUUUUUCAGAUAUCAGCUAUCAACAGGAAAAACAAAGAUGACCUGGUGAAUAACAGGCAGUUUCAUGGAAAUAAAUUGUGGGGUAAUUUAGUACUCGUCAUGCAAUACAAAGUUAUGCUGCUCUCAUCGUUCUUAACAUAGAAAUCAUGGGUUAGACAUCUUUAUGUUGGGAUGAUUGACAGUUUUAAAUCUGCCUCAACCUGGGCUAGGGCAAAGAGGGACUGAUUAGAACGAUACAAAGAAUUCUGCCGUAUGAGGGGAACCUAAACCCUAGAACAUUAAACGAGAAUAUAAUACUCAGGCAGUGGUGGCACAUGCCUUUAAUCCCAGUACUCGGGAGGCAGAAGCAGGCCGAUCUCUGUAAGAUUGUGGUCAGUCUGAUCAACAGAGCGAGUUCCAGGACAGCCAGGGCUACACAAAGGAACCCUGUCUCGAAAAAAGAAAACAAAACAAGAAGAGUAUUAUACUCUCAUACGGGCUCCCGGUUUCUGUAUCUCUCUCAUCUGGACCGCUGUAUCUUAAGACACACAUUCAGGAAGUUGAAAAAAAAUGCCACAACUCCGUUUCAGAGCUCCUAAAUUUUUAGCUCUUACCACGUUCUUUUAAAGCUGUGGCUGUAUGAGCGAGACUAGGACUGUCUUGCCUAUGUCCUCCCAAAGGGAGAGGGGAAAGUUAGGACGGGGAGUGUUCAGGGGCCAGGGAGAGGGGACAGGGCUACUCCGAGGGAGGGACAAUGCUUAAAGUCUGAUAAUCCCCAUUUCUGGCAACUGUCUAGUUGUGUUGAGCGCCGCCCUCCCCAGGUUCCCCGCCUGUUGUUUACCUCUGUUUCUAUAGGAACACCUUUUAGACCGCGGGUUGUCUAUCAUAGAAACCAUCUGAUAAUGCAUGCCUUCACACUUAGCCUGUGCACUGCUCUAUCACAGAAGGCGAGAGAAUGUGGCGGACCAGCGCUCAGGCCUGAGGAGGACAGUGGUGGGCACAGUCUCAGCUGUGACCUGGUAGAAGCCCGGCUGCCUGCCCUCCAGGGAGUGAGGACAGGGAGGAAUGAGAACUGGGCCGUGUGCUUUUUCUAUUUCUGAUCUCAAGAGACUAUAAACUGUAAUGAUCUCAUGCCCCAAAAGAUAACUGACUAUGUAGAUAGAGAAUUUGUCAUUUGGAAAGCUAGCAUAUGUCAGGAGUACAAUUACUUCAAAUGCAAAGAAACACUAAAUGACAGAUUUUUUUAAACAAUAAUAACAUAAAUGGUCUCUUCUCUUAGCAUUACACAUUCCAAAUUCUAAACAUACGAUUUUAAGUUUUAUACUUUGAACAAGAAUAAUAAAAUCUGUAUGGGGAAGGAACCAAAAAAGUCAGACUUUUUUUUUUAACCAAAGAAGCAUCACCUUUAACGUUUGCCAACCCCACCCUUCCCUAAGCUCUUUGAACCGCGAGUUACAGUCCUUUUGCCUUGGCAGAGCAGACCCGUAAGAACCAGCCUCUCGCUGCACUCUGUGGAGUCAGCUGUUGUUGUUAAUCACGAGCACUUGCAGAAGAACCAGCUUCUACAAGAUUAAGACUGUAGGUGGGGCCGAGUGUUUAAUAAAGGAGGAAGAGGAAGGGGAAGAGACACUACUAGCUGCGCAGUAGUUUCUGUGAGUGGUACCGCAGCUCAACAGUUCUGAGGCCAGCCUGUGCGGACUGUGGAAAUGCUGGCUUUGUAUAAGCUGUUCUUGAGAUCCGUUUGACAUCAUGGAAUUCUUCGCAUUGGCAGCAUUUCCUUGCUACUUUAAAUGUCAGAAGGGGUUGUUUAUCAGAAGGCACCAAGAUCCUCAAUGUAUCUACCAGCCAUGUUUAAAAACUCCUGACAUUAUGUUUAAGGAUGAAGUCACAGGUCGGUGUGACAGCUGCAUCAACCAGGCUUUCUGAAGUCAAUUCCUAAAACCCAUCUGUAUAUCAAAACCUUGCAGGAACCUCAGAGUGCUGGGGGCUACUUAGAGCUUUUCACUUGUACUGUUUAUACCUGUUUCUGAGACACGUGAGGAACAAGGCUGCAGUGGGUUUGGGAGGAGCUCAGAGCCAGUGGCAAUGUAGUCACUCAAGAUGCAUGGCGUGUCAUUUGGUCCCUAUGAUGUACUGGGUACAGUUGACAUUGUAGAGAUUGCUGUGCUCACGCAAUCACUAAUUCUAUGUUGUAUACAAAAUGAACAGCUGAAGGAGAGAAGGCAAACACAUUAAAGCUAUUAAACUGUUUGCUCCUACUAUUUUUUCCUUGGACUAGACUCAUUUUCUGUUCUAAUGUCUGUUUGGAAAAUAGGUGGUUUUGAGUUUUGGCUGGUUUGGGGUUUUACAGAAAAUCAUUUCAUGGGAGGAGGCCACCUAAACAUAACAGACACAAGCGGGAAGAGCUGCUGGCAGUUGGGAUCAGGGGUGAGCCUGGCGAUGGUUCAAAAUCAGCAAGAUUUUAAAUGCAUACAACGUAAGUGAGUUCGAGGCCAAGCUGGUCUACAAGAGCUAGUUCCAGG
Chionomys nivalis (European snow vole) is the source of this 9011-nucleotide messenger RNA. RefSeq names its product protein phosphatase, Mg2+/Mn2+ dependent 1L (gene Ppm1l). The coding region runs from base 675 to 1757 and encodes 360 amino acids. Lineage: Eukaryota; Metazoa; Chordata; Mammalia; Rodentia; Cricetidae. The record is from RefSeq and is a predicted model, not a curated record. Gene Ontology annotation, biological process: positive regulation of canonical Wnt signaling pathway; positive regulation of canonical NF-kappaB signal transduction; negative regulation of canonical NF-kappaB signal transduction. The transcript is spliced from 4 exons. Gene Ontology annotation, cellular component: nucleus; cytosol. Gene Ontology annotation, molecular function: protein serine/threonine phosphatase activity; cation binding.